CGCGCUUAGCAACCAAUCGUAUUGCAGUAUUUUCUAGCACACGAAGCAUGCAAGUAAAAUGAAUACUACACACCUACAGUGAAUUAUCAUUUAAAUUGUGGUGUUUGUCACACUUUGGAAUGGAUACAUUACUUUCAAUAAACGAAUUAUAGGACACAGUUGACAAAGCUAAGAAGAGAGAAUGGCUGAUGAGUUUGAAUCCAAUGGUUGGGCAGCAAUCCAUAAUGCUGCCCACAGAGGUUUUCUCAAGUCAAUAGAUUUCUUCCUGAGUGAGGACCAAGAGUUCAUAGAGUUAGAGACUAGAGAUGAACUUCACAUGACCCCAUUUUUAUGUUCCAUUGACGGUAACAAAGUUGAUGCUGUUGAGCAUCUGAUGAAAGCAGGAGCUAAGGUUGAUACCAUCAAUGCUCAUAAUCAUGGAGCUGUCGAACUAUGUGCACUCAAACAGUACAUAGAAAUGCUAGAAUUCCUGAUCAAACUGGACCAUCCUCAGAUACCAGUUUGGAAAAAUAUCAUAAGAUUUUUGAGCUCUGAAAGUGAGGAAGAAGCAGAGUCUGCUGGAAAAUGCCUGGAAAUUUUAACCCUUGGUAGCAAAGCUGAUGGUAUUAAUCCAAAAUGGGAGCCAUUUUAUAACCAUGGUGGUGUAACUACUAUUGUCAAGGUUGCCAAAAGCUCCAUUAGUGAUGAAGCAAAGAUACCAGCUUUCAGAACAUUGCUGAAUAUCAUAGAAAGGAAUGAAGUCAAAGAACAGAUAGCCAGUUCUGGUGGAAUUCCAGUAUUUAUUAAAUUACUUAAGUCAAACAACCAUUUUGUUGUGCAGCUUGCAGCAGAAAUUCUCAGAGAAUUAGCCCCUAUUCCCGCCUAUGCUGAACCCAUUACACAGAACAAUGGAAUACCAAGUCUUGUGAAAGUUUUACAAACAAUUCACAACCCUGAAGUGUUGAUUCCAGUUACGGAUUGUCUUGGAAAUUUAGCAGAAGCUGAUAGCAAAUAUCAAUCACAGAUCGGUAAUGCCCAAGGUUGUAUGCAGCAGAUCGUUACUCUUUUGGAAGAAAAUCGAGAAAGAGAAUUAUUACAUGCUCUAGCAAGAGCAGUUGGAAAAAUUGCAAAUGAUGACCAAAACAAUCAAAAUAUGUUUGUUAGUCUUGGAGUGACAGUUCAUAUUGUUACUCUUACACGACUUAAAAAUAAAGACGUUCAAACAACUGCCGUGGAAGCUAUUCAUAAAUUAGCAAAUAACAACCCAGAUACUCAAAAAAUCAUUGUUUCUGAAAAAAUACCAGAACUUUUGUUAAAACUUUUAAAAGACAGUAGAGCAGAGCAGGUUCAGGAAAAAACUGCUCUUGCUUUGUGGGCAUUGGCCGGAACAGAGUUUGACGUAAAGCGGUAUAUUGCUGAAAAAAUUGGAGUUAAUUUAUUAGUGCAGUUUUGCAAUACACUGUCAGACAAUUUACAUUACAUGGGUUCAGAAUGUCUUGGAAUAUUAGCUCAGGGACCAUUAAAUUUCCAAUCUGAAAUAUCUGCUUCAAACGGCAUUACUCCAUUACGGAAGCAUUUAGGAUCUGACAAGGAGUACAUAGUGUUGAGUGUUAUCAGGACCAUAAGAUACUUGUGUUUAGGAGUAGGAUAUGUGACACACAAGAAAAAUCAAAACAUGAUAUUACAGCUGACCGGAAUCAAAUCUUUAGUAGCUUUAAUGAUUCAUUCAAGAUCUGAAGAGAUUCAGAUUGAAUCAGCUUUGACCCUGGCAGCAGUAUCAUUAGGAAAUCAGCCAGUGCUAGAUGAAAUAAAAAAGUACCCCGAGUUUAGUUAUGUCAGGAUCCUCAAGUUGAUGUACUCCUCUGAACCAAUGGUACGACUGUUAGCAGGGCUAGCUCUUGCCACGUUUGCCUACAAUAACAUUGCUGAACAGAAGGAGAUAGCAGAUCAGGGUGGUGUUAGAUUUAACUGUUUUGCACCAUUUUUACAGUCGAAUGAUGAGAUGUACAGAUGUCUAGCAGCAUUUCAGGUUGUAGUAUUAGCAAGAAUUAUACCAGAUGAAGAACAGGCCCUGUCAUCUGCUGCCGGAAUCAAACUUAUAGUAGAUAUACUUCAAGAUUCCUUGUCCAAUGAGACAAUAUCACUAGCAUGUGAUUGCAUUGCUAGAUUAGCACACACAAGAGCAGGAGUACCAGCUGCCAUUGUUUCUAUAGAUGCUGUAAAUCUCCUCUGUCAACAGCUUCUGUCUCCUGCUGAACAAAUCAGAGGAUGUGCUUCCAUAGCAUUGGGAUAUCUUUCUUUUAACCACUCUGGAGAAAGACAAAUUUUGAAUAGAUGUAGAGCAGAUCCAUAUCUGAUGAGAGUAUUACUGCAUUAUACCAAGAACUGUAAAAUUAGUCCUGAUUUCCUCAAGGGAUGGCAACAUUACAAGAAAGUUGGCCUCCCUCCUGUACAGGAUGGUAGGCCAAAUCUUGUUGGAUUUAUACCACCUGAUGGUCCUGGUAUAUCUAUAGACACAAUUUCUAAUACACCAUCAUCAUCUUCCAAUACAAAUGCUGAUGAAGGUCGAAUAGGGGAUCAGGGGUCAACAUCUAGGACAAUCUCUCGACAUGACACAGGUAGUAGGACUGAUGGAACUCCAAUCCAAGCAGAAACUCCAAUCAACGCCAGCCAGAUUUCCCUAGAUUCAAGCCAAUCACCACAACUUCAAGAAAUUGCUGCUGAAUGAAAUUCACAAUACACAAAAUAUUUAAAGUUGAUAUGAUAGAGAGGACAAUUGUCUUUUAGAUAAAAAAAAAAAAAAGAUGACACAUUUGCUCUAUUGAACAAAAGACAUAGAUAUUCAUUUAAUCUUGUCAAUUUUCAUUCCAUACUGUGUUUAUGUAAUCCUAUUCAGUCUGUAGGCCAGAGGCCUGCUAUUUCACAUCAGGACCUGUUAGAACCCUCCUCUUAUCUGUGGGAUCCUUACACCGAAAAAUAGGUCUUAUCAAAAUUUCAUUUGCCUGAAAAUUUGCCAUGACAGUGUGUUUGUAUGAUGCAUAUAUAUAUUUACAUAAUAUUUGAAAUCUGAAGAAGUAGCAAAAAAAAUAAUUGAUGUAUUUCUGAUUGAUGAAAUGAAAAGGGGAGAUAACCUGAUAAUUUCUCUUUACUUUUGUAGUGGUUUAAUUAGUUAAUGAGUAUUUACUGAAAAAAAUGUGAUAGGAAUUUUAUGCAUGACAUUACAAAUUUUAUAUUUUUUAAAAGUAUUAAUUCAGAAAUUAUUGCAAGGUUUUUAUUGAUGUGAAUAAUGUGACUUGGUGAAUAUUGUAAUAAUAAGAAGUUGCAUGUUGAUAUCUGAUACAUAUAUCUGUAUGCAUAUUUUCCUGAUAUCACAAUAGUGAAUCUUUCAUUUUUUACAUUCUUCAAAAAAUGCGAUGAUAAAAACACACAAUAAUUUCUGAAUUAACAGGAGUAAACUAAGGAAGAUUUAUUUUAUUUUGUGGAGUUUUAAAUUAUCAUAGAUUUCAGUGGUACAUGUUACCCACAAAUUUUAGUAUUCAACAAAACACAAAUUUCCUAUAUUUGCAUACAUUGAAAUUCAAAUUCAAUAUUCCUUCAUUUGAUAAAAUUGGUUGCCAAGGAAAUAAAUGAAAUCCAUGAAAAUUGGUAUCCAACGAAUAUUAAUGAAUCUACAGUAAGCAAUUUUGUUUACUAACCUUAGGACUCCAGUCUUUUCUAAAAUGUUUUAUUUCUGAAUUAAAGAGUGCUUGUUAUCGUUUAUUUUUUUUAUAUUUUCUAACUAUUGUAGCUCAUAUAUUUUAUUCUACUAAAUGCCUCUAAUUAUUUUAUAUAUUCUUGUUAUACAUUUUUUUUUACCUAAAUGGGACUUUUAUAUAUUUUUGUAUUUGUUAAUGUUAUGCAAUAUUUGCAUUUUUUGUAUCAUUUCAUUGUUUAAGCUACUUCCUUCUUCUACCAAGUUUGUAUUCAUCAUUUUUAUUUUGGAUAUAAAAAUGACUUUACAUCAAGCAAAAAAAAGAGUUGAACUUUUUAAGAUACAUGAAAUAACAUAUAAUGGUACUUAUUUUUAUACAAAUUUGUGGUUUUUUUUCCCCAUGAAUUAUUCUAUCAUUCCUAAAGUUUUGCUAAAAGCAAAAUUAAGCAGAAUUACCAAAUUUAUUUACUUACCUCAUCUUUGUGUUAACUUUCCAAAAUGGCAUUCUUGAAUGAAUCACAAUGUUUUUGUGUACGAUUUAGAAAAUAUUUCCCAGAAUGCAUUGGAUUCUGAAACGGCAAAGUUAGUUAUUACAAUAAAAUCAACCUCAAAUCAUGUCGCAUCAAAAUUUAUCCAGGGUUAUAUAAAUGAAAAUGUAAUAAUUUCUGUUUACAAAAAUGACAUCACCCAUGACCUUUCACAUUUUCUAUGCAGUAUAACUUAACUGAGACUGAUUUUAUUUCUGCAAAUCAAAUUUACUAUGAAAGUUUAUUUUGUUUUGAAAUAAAAAGUUUGAAUAAUGGUUCAUAUUAAUAAAUCUGUGAUGUGUUUGAUAAAUCCAAAUUUGCACAUUCGGCUUAGCUACAUGCACACUAUUCUUUGAAACAUUGUGCAGAAUUAAAGGCAUAACAAGAUCAUUACUUUGCCAUUUGAAUUGUAUUCUUUUUUACCAUACUAUCUCUAUAAAAUAAAGUUGAGAAUGGAAAUGGGGAAUGUGUCAAAGAGACAGCAACCCGACCAUAGAAAAAACAACAGCAGAAGGUCACCAACAGGUCUUCAAUGUAGGGAGAAAUUCCUGCACCCUAUCUCUAUAACUAUGUCAGGUAUGAAUUAAUGUAUAUGUAUAUCAUUUAUGUUUUAACAUGGAUACUAACCUAAGUCUUUGUAAGACUUCAAACUUAAAAAAAGCAUUUAAUUAUUUUUAUUGUUGAUGAAAUGUGUAAUAAAGAAUCGUUAUAAU
Messenger RNA from Mytilus trossulus (common blue mussel), 4910 nucleotides. RefSeq names its product ankyrin and armadillo repeat-containing protein-like. Gene Ontology annotation, molecular function: protein binding. The record is from RefSeq and is a predicted model, not a curated record. NCBI's taxonomy places the organism in Eukaryota, Metazoa, Mollusca, Bivalvia, Mytilida, Mytilidae. The transcript is spliced from 7 exons. Bases 182 to 2707 code for a protein of 841 amino acids.